CUUUUCAUUAUGACAUAAAUUUCAGCUCUAUAAAGCAGAGUCUAAAUUAUUUGUCACAAUAAAAAAAAUUAAGCAUUUCAGCAUAAUUACAAAGCAACCCGAAAACUUCGAAAUGAUGCCGCUACUUAAUCUAUUGCAAACACAACUUCUGCUUGCAAAAGAGAAUCGCAACAUUGCUGCGGCCACACGAUUUCUAACCCCUUUGCUGCGCUGUCCCAUGACCCAAGUGGUCAUCUCUUUUGUGGUUGGUUAUUUCGCCACCAUCAAGAUUACCCAAAUCUGUACGCUGAUACGGAAGCAAGUCAGCAAGCGCCAAAACCUGGAGGAGUGUGUCACACAGCUGGACUCUGAGAGCGGAAGCAGCGAAGCGAUUUUGAUCAAGGGUCAAGCACCAACAGAUGAUGAAGCCCUCUGGCUGACCAGGCAACAGUUGACUGCCUAUAACGGAAUGCAGGGCAAUAACGAGCCCAUCUAUACGGCUCUCAAUGGCAAAAUCUAUGACCUUAGCUCGUCACGCGAUGUCUGCUCGAAGCCAGGACUUUAUUCCCUGCUGGCCGGCUGCAAUGCCAAUCAAGUGCUGAAUAUUGCAUGCGGUUCGAUGGGAGUCUGCACCGACGACGUUGUUCAUCGUUGGGAGCAGAGUCUCAAUGCCGAAUUCAAUAUUAUUGGCUACUUAAUUGACAGUGACGUGUCUGACGACGACCUCGAUGCUAAAACUGAAACCGAAACUGAAACAGUAUACAACAAUGAGAGGUCGGUUGUAAGCGACGGUAGCCGGGAGGAGCUGUCUGCAAAUAGAGAAACUUAGUUUUGGUCAAUGUCUUUUAGCUUUUUACUAAUAAAUGCGCAACUUAAUGCCAA
Molecule: messenger RNA, 861 nt
Organism: Drosophila sulfurigaster albostrigata
Lineage: Eukaryota; Metazoa; Arthropoda; Insecta; Diptera; Drosophilidae
Exons: 2
Coding region: 113-808 (231 amino acids)
Source: RefSeq, a predicted model, not a curated record